AUGACUGGGCUGUCCGGAGCCAACGGCAAAUCUCGCCAGAUGUUCAAUAUCUCUAAAACCUACCCUCAAACUACACCACCGAACUACCAAGAAUUUUCUGAACUACAGAAUUACGAUGAGGGCCAGUCUAUCGAUAGCGGACUUUACCAGGCUGCCACCAGUAUCGUCGGUGGUGAUGCUAGAUACAUUCGAAGUUUCACCACCACGAAAAAUUUCUGGCCAAAUCAACCUGCCAUUUCAGGCUUCCCUUUGGUCGCCUCUGGCCAUUCUGCAUCCCCUUCCAAAGUUGGGGCAAUUUUGACAUCUGAUCCCGGCGCCUCGACUUUUACGUCCAUUGCUAAUGUAGACCACGGGACUCACGCCCGCAUCAAACCGUCGCACCUCUUGAGCGGAGACGAUUCCGCCCCCGCCAACCCUGGCCGCGUCGUGCCGCGCGACAGAACCUUUGGGAGGCCUCAGGACCUCGUACGCCACCGCAAUUCAGUCCACGAACUCACGAAGCCUUUAUGGUGCUCAAUACCAAACUGCAACCGUAGCGAGAGCUUUCCCCGCCCAAAACGUCCCUUCUCGAGGAAGGAUAAACUCACCUCGCAUGUGAGAAACAUGCAUUAUGCUGCCUUUGAUUAUUCUAUUAUGUCUGUUGUGCAGGCUGGUAUGGGUGUUGGGGAUAGUGGAAAUGUAGGUACAGAGUGGGUAUCUGGUGGAAGUGGAGUCAAGACUACCAACAGAUCCUACGGCGUUGGGGCGUCUUCGGAUCUAGAUGACUAUACUCAGAGCAAUGAUCUUGCGGACUACGUCGAUCCUAUUGGCGACUGUGAGCCUUUAGAUCUUCCUAGUGUAAGUACCACUGGCUGGUUCAACGAUAUCGAUGGCGUUAAGGGCUUCGAUGCUUUGACCGCAGCUGAUGGGAUUCCUGAAGAACAAGGCAUCUCCGGCGAGGACAUGCUCUUUUCUAGCAACGUUUAUGUAGACACAUUGUAA
Messenger RNA from Bipolaris oryzae ATCC 44560, 981 nucleotides. RefSeq lists its product as uncharacterized. Bases 1 to 981 code for a protein of 326 amino acids. The record is from RefSeq and is a predicted model, not a curated record. The transcript is spliced from 5 exons. NCBI's taxonomy places the organism in Eukaryota, Fungi, Ascomycota, Dothideomycetes, Pleosporales, Pleosporaceae.